GUUUUUUUUCUGGAUAAAAUUGGCGGGACAAAUAAAUUACCUCCCUGUAAUGACACUUCCUGUUGAUUGAACAAAACAAACUUUCGUAAAAACAAAGUAUUGUCCAUUUGUUUUACUCUGAAGAGGCAACACACCAUAAUUAGUUUAUGUAAAAGAUUACAAAAUGACUUAAAGAAACCAACAAUGACUUUGUAAAAUGGCAAACAGAAGUAUGACCAAUAAAAUCAAAGACCUUCCAUGGUAUCAUCCAAAUGUAGACAGACAUACUGCAGAGAGUUUAUUGCUACAGAAUGGUGUUGAUGGAACAUACAUGUUACGUGAUAGUUCUAAGUUAGGAGAUUAUGCAUUGUCAGUAAGAUGUGAUCAGGCUGUUAAACAUUUCCCUUUAACAUGGACUGGAACAGUAUUUAAGUUUGGUCAUGGAGAGUUCGGCAGUGUUGAUGAAUUACUGCAUCAUUUCACAAAUAAACCUUUAAUCGGAUCUGAAUCAGGGCAAAUGACAUUACUCAACUACCCAUAUCCUCGCAAUAUAGAGGAACCAAAUGUAUAUGAUACUAUUCGUGUUCAUGCUGAGUUCAGUACAGCAUCAGAAAAUCUGAAAGGUCCAGAAUUCUCAAUUAAUUCUAAAGAAGGAUAUCUUACAAAACUUGGAGGCGUGUUUAAGACAUGGAGAAUUAGAUGGUUUGUUCUUCAGAAGAAUGAAUUGAGGUAUUUUAAGGACAAAUUCGACAAGCAUCCUAUACGAUCUGUAGAUUUACAUGAAUGUAAAGAGUGUGAAAGAGACUCCAGUAUUAAAGGAAAAUUUAAUGUAUUCAGGUUAGUGUUUGCAUGGAGAACUUUUUACAUGUAUUCAUCCACAGAUCAAGAAUCCAAUGACUGGGUUCAGCUCAUUAACUGGAAAUUGAGGCGGAUAAGAGAAGCAGGUUAUCUUCCAAGGAAUAGCUGACCAAACAGUUGAUUUUGUUAGUGAAAUUUAAUUUGUGAGAACAAUUGUGAACUAUUUUGUUAGUUAUUUAUGGAAUAUCAUUCUUUAACUGAAAUUGUAUAAUACAUGUAUAAAGGACAGCUCAUCAUUUCACAAUCUUAAGCAUUUGGCAUUUAUUUUGUAUGAUUAAUAACUUUGUAAACAAUGUAUGUCCAGCAAAAGGCAGAAUAUUAAUUUUAGAUGGAUGUAUAAAGAAUGAAUGAAACCACUCCUUUACAUUUUUAAAAACCAAAUUUUAAACAAUCCAAAGAUGGAAAAUUGUAUUCAAGUAUUUUUUAAAGCACUGCCAAAGUUUAUUUUAUUAAUUUUGUUUUAUAUACAUGUAGAAACCAUGUGCAAUCUCAACUGCCUAUCAUCAAAGUCUGUAGAUGUAUUGGUAGAUUUUAUUUUGCUCAGAGAAAAUAAUGAAGCAGCUUUGCUUUUUGUUUGUUCAUUUAACGUAUUAAGAAUCUUUAUGAAAUUAAUCACUCUUUUAUGGUAAUAUAUAUUCAGCAGGAUAUCUGUUAUAUCCACACAUAUUGAAAUAUAUAUCCAAGUUUAUGUAAAUUGAUGGCAAGCUCAAUAUUUGUCAAUUUCAUUCCAGUAUUGCUUUCUAUAUGAUUGUUUUUGUAUUUUGAAUGUAGCUGUGAUCUUUGAUGCCAGUUUCUUGGUAGAAUAUUUAUCUCUCUCAAAGAUUCUAUGCCAAAAAAAAUUUUUUACUAGUCUCAUCUUCACCUGCCUUUUUUUUUAAUUUGCAAAAAGCAUAAUAUAUUUAUUGAAUUUUUUGGCUUUGACCAAAUAUGUCUUAACUGCAAAAUACUUUGUUUUAUAAUUGAUUUGAAAGAUACUGUAUGUUUAUUAAUUAAAAUGUGUUGGUAUUUUUAAACUAUUAGUAUAUUUUGAUUUUUAUUUAAAUUAAGAGUAUAUACUAAGAAUCAUUUUUUCACUUUCUUUUGUCUGAUUUUACAGUUUUCUAGCUUGCAUAUUGUUUUUGGUUUUACUUACAUGAUAAAAUUUGCCGAAUUUUCUGAAGAUAGAAAAUUUGUUAAAAUAUAUGAAAUGUAAUUUUUUUUUUCGUUGCAGCUACCUUUGUCUUCUUUGAACAUGUUAAGAUAAAUGAAAUUGUCGUUAUUAGAGACCCUAUAUAAAGAAAAGCUAAAUUUACUAUUAUGUUUACUCUCUUUAGAAUUGAAUGUAAAAUUUUUACUUCAUAAUGUCAGAAUAUUUCUCUUAUAACCCUAACCAGUAGUCAUAUGAUUUAUGUACGGGUCAGUAUCUAGUGCAAUAAAAUUAUUAGAGUACAAAUAUAUCUUAAGGCGUUGAGAAGUACGUUUCAGGUUAAUACAUUGAAUGAUGUUAUUUUGUUUUUACAUAUAUUCUCCAAGACAGUUUACUUUCAAAUCGAAAGGCUAUGUAGAAAUGAAUUUUCUUCAGGGGUUAAUUUUGGGCUAAUUUCCCUAUGAAGAAAAAAAAUCGCAAAAUUUCCCCUUGUGUAAAUUGGAUCUUUAAGGAAGAUGAGGAUCAUUGUUGUGAGUAUGAAAAAAACACCCUUCAAACAGAUUAGGUAAAAAUUGAACCCCUGCAAAAAGCACUUUACAAAAAGUGGUACAUACUUCCUGCUGUUUUUACAAAUGAAUUCCUGCUCCUGCUAUUAAUACUUAUGAUAGGUGCUCCUGCUAUUAAUACUUAUGAUAGGUGCUCCUGCUAUUAAUACUUAUGAUAUAUUCUCCUGCUAUGCUCACUUAUGACUAGAUGCUUCUGCUAUGCAUAGUUUUAUAUAUUUUCUGCAGUCUAUUCUUAUAAAUAGGUUAUAAUGUUGUCUGUGCCACUGCUUAAAUAUGAAGUUUUGUUCUUUUAAGUAAUGAAAUAUUGUAAGGCCUGACAAAUAGGAACAUGAAACUUUACUCAGCUUAUCAAGUAAAAAAUCUGUCCAAGUUUAUAAAUAGCACCAAUCACAAUAAACUUAUGACCCUAUGUAUGCUGUACAAGAGGAUUAAAUAGAACAUGAUAGUAUUUGUAUUUUGUUCUAUGAACUUUUUAAGAAAUGAAAAAAAUGAGAGGUGUUAAUUCAGAAUUUGUUAGAAUAAAUAUCUUUUUAAGAUACCAGGUACUUAAGUUGGACGCUUUCAAUGUUAAGAAAUUCUUAAAGAAAACUCUAGCAUGUGGAACUGCAUAUGAAUAUUGAAAAAUUGACAAAUGUUACUUUUACACUCUCCAAAAUAUAGCAAAAUCAAAUAUCCUUCUUUUGGAAGUACAAAUGUAUAGAAUGCACAUAAAUAUUGCCAAAAGAGUUCAAUAAUUACAUUGUUAAUUCUCAUUAGGCCACAAAAAUUAAUUAUCUGUUUGUUAUUUAUUGACUCCAAUCAUCUUUUAGUGGGUAAAUAGGUUUGUUAAUUAUUUCUGGCCUUUUGAAUUUGUUAUUUCUUAAUUUUGAUCAAUUCCUUCGUAUCUGUGAUUAUAUCCUAGCUUUAGUAUGAUAGUAUGUGUUUUGUGUUUGUUUUGUGACCAUGUAACUUACAAGUCAUUUUCAUCCUAGUAAUGUUUAUAUAUUUUCUAUCACAAUAUUUUUGUUAACUUUCCUAGUUUCAAUUUGUUAAUUGCCAACAAUUUUGUACUUUCUUAUAUGUUAUAUGAAAUAUAUUGUUUGUUUAUAUAUUAAGUAGAAAUGUCUCUAGAGUGUUUUGUGAAUUUAAUCUUUGAAAAAAGAAAGUCAUAUUAACCAUAUUGAAAACUUUAUUAUAAAUACAAAUGUCUAGAAUUCUAAACCUUUCCUGUUGAUAUUUUCACUUGUAAGAAUAAUGUUUGGGAGGAGAUGAAGGUUUUGUUCCUUCAUCCUAGUUAAGGUUAAGAUCUAAGCCACUACAAUCAUAAGAAAUUUACCCUUUGUCAGUUGAUGCAUUGUGUUAAGUGACAAAGGUUGAAAGCCUUCAUUCAACAAAUGAAUUGCUAUUGGUAAGUUUUGUAAUAAGGUUCAGAUCUCAGCAACUACAAUUCAUAGCGGAAUUUUUUUGUCAGCUGUUAAUAUUUUGGUUUGAAUGACCUACAUUUCACUCUUGAUUGCAUUGGUGUGUAGUAUAAAUUCUAGAAUGAUAUGAUGUAGCAAAAUUGAUAUUUUAUGAGAUAACUAUGUUUUUGAAAAAAAUAUCAAGACUUGUUUAUGUCAUAGAGAGGUUAUGUCUGUCUAAAACACUCUAGCUUUCAUCUUACUGCCACUUAAAGUGUUUAACUUAUUUUAAAUAUAAAACAAAUACCAUUUUUAUAACCACAUCAUCCAUAAAAGAUCUCAAUCUGCAGCUGGUUGUACGAACAUGGCAUUAGCCUAAUGGUUCAUUAAGUCUUCAUUAAGCCUUUAUGAUGCAUUAGGCUAAUGAAGAUGUAAUGACUCAUUAGACUAAUGACACGUUCGUACAACCGGCUGAUGAUCUCUUAAUGUAAAAGUACCACAAAUGAAUAAAGACAAAGUGUAGCCAAUUAUCUUUAUAUGUUGAUCUCAUUGAAUUAAUCAGAAUAAUAAAAGUGCAAGUUUUUAUUAUUGGGAUUACAAAUAUUUUCAUUAAGGGCAUAUAAACCACUUGUAUUCCACAUUGAGAUUAAUUAAAUAUUUAAGGUUUACAAGAAAAACAAACAGUUUUCUAAGUGAAAAUCAUGAUGGUUAACAUUGUUUGGGAAAAGUUUUAUGAGACUUUGCAUGACAAUAUCGUGUUUUUCAGUAUCAUUUUGGAGGAAUUUACUUAUUACUUUGUUGAUUAUUCCAAAAUGUCAACAAAAAACAAGAAAUAAAAAAUAGUAGGACAAGUGAUUAUCACUACACAGAUAUUCAGGCCAGAACCAUAGAAAAAUAUGGCAGAAAGUGUGACAUGUUCAGCAAUUUUGUUCAUGUGAUGUUUAAGUGGUUUCUUCAUCAUCAUGACAAUUUGCAUUCAACUGCAUACUUUAAAAAAAAUAGCCUAAAUAAAUAUGCAUGUUAUUAUCUCCCCUGAUACUGCUGGAAAUGCCCUCAAGUAAAUGAUACUUUCGGCAUACCUCAUUUCUAUAGCAUUUACGAAUGUAUAUUUCUAAAGCAUUUAUGAUCGAGUUGACAUUAUCAGUUUUUAAAGAUAGUCAAUGACUUACUGUAUUAUAUAUUUUCUAUAUUAAAGUUGGCCAGUAUGUGUAAUCAUUGGUUUUGAUUUAGUCAAAUUUAACAUACUGUGGAUUCAUUAUUCUUCGUGGUAAACCAAAUUUUCAUGGAAUUCACGGGUAUUGGCAAACCACGAAUAUAAAUGUUCAACGAAGUUUAAAUUUUCUAUAGGCUUGUAUUCAGACUUUGGCAAAACACGAAAAUCAAAUAUCCACUAAAGUACAAGUUUUCCCAAUCCACGAAAAUUGGUACCCUCGAAAAUAAAUGAAUCCACAGGAGUUCAUUUUAAUGAUGAUAAUGAAAGUUUGUUAAGAAUUUAAAAUAUUUCAAGAAAACUUAUGUAAAUUUGCAAGAACUGUUGAAUUUUGUGGGAUUUUAAAGGAAUUAUAUUUAACUGAGACAAAUUGUUAUUAUGCAUGGAGUUCAGUGUAUCUGAAUAAUUUUAUAACAACUUUUUAACUGUUAUACUUAUGUUAUUCAAUUGUUUAUCUUCUUUAAACGUAUAAUUGAGUCAAGAGUAAGAUUAUUUAUGCAUGUUGUGAUAUGUAUAAGUAUUUUGUCAACCAUCAAAUAUUUUGUAUGAUUCCAAUUUUGAAUUGUAUAUUUUGUGUUUUUUUUAAUUUAGAUGUACACCAAAUUUUUAUGUAAUCAUUUUUAAUCAAUAUUUGGAUUUUUUUUUAUUUGAUGUAAGGAUUAACUUUCACCAUACAUCCCUUUUUGCAAAGGCUUCUCAAAAUUUCUUUUUCUUUUUAUAUUAUUAAUGUUUAUAAAUUGAGCAUAUACUACAUUUUAACAAAAGUCACAAAUUACAAACUUAUGUUAACUUGGACACCAGUUAUUGUAUGAUUUUAUACUCAGACUCAUAAUAGGGUGAAUUAUUUCUUGCCACUUAUCAAUUAAAUUUGGAAUUUUACUUACAACUAUUGAAACAUUAGUUUCUAGAGAUUAAGAGAAAAAAAAUCUAUGCUAUCCAAGUUCAUGGUAUAUUUAUACGGUAUUGCCUCUUAAUAUGUGGAUCACUGGCAUUACAUUAAUAGAUGAAAUUUAUAUCUUUAUUUUUCAAAUUUUUCAAAGAAAGAUCAUUUUUAUAAACCAGAAUUAAGUUAUUUAUAACUAUACGAGUGUGUUAGAAUAGCUUUCAUUGUUGAACAAUCCAUGACACAUUAUAAUUACUAGAACUUUAUGUAGUGCCUUUCUAUCAUGUGAUUGUGUAGUGCUGUUUAAUGUUUUGUUACAAUCAAAUCUCUAGUCACAUGACAAAUAUAUUACCAUAUAUGGAGUGUUCAAAGAUUAUUUCCUCUCAGCCACCCAUAAGGACUAAAUUACAGGGUAUAUUGUGUGGUGUUCUGUUGCCUUUUGUGUAUAAUGAAUCACUUAUGGAAAAAUGAAAGCCUCAUCAGGAUAAGUCUUUACCAAAAAUUAACUUUUCCUGUAGCUAAAAUGCCUAAAACCAUCAAACCAAUGAAUUAUACAUCAAAACCUUUGAUUUAAAAAAUGCAUGAAUUUUAUGGAACCGAUAGAUAUAUUUGGUUUAAAUGAGGUUCAAGGAUAGGAAUAGUUCAAAUUGAUGUAAAUUUUACAUUCCUUAGUUAGUAACAAUGUAGCUGUAAGACAAUAUAUAUUGAAAUAUUUUAGGAGGAUGCUGAUAAAUAAUAUUCAUAGCAGGAUGUCAUGAUAUUAAAUUUUCUCAGGUUGAUAUUUACAUCAACUGAAAGGUUUUUCAUUUUUUUUAUCAGAUUUAAACAUAUUUUCUACAUGACAAAGUUAUUGUUAUGACAUAUGUUUACAUCUGGCUAUUUUUGGUUAAGUUACAACCAGAAAAAGACAAAAGUUAAAAAGAAGUUAUAAUGCACAAAACAGUUGAAUCAUUCACAUUUUUUUCAUAAUUAUAAAAUAUUAUCUGCAGAACAAAAAAUAAAAAUUUUGGUGUAUUACUGCACCUCUUAAUUUGGUAGUAAGGAAUUAGGCAAAGCCAAGGAGAUAUCAUUACUGAUACAGACAUAAGUUUAAAUGAUACUUAAGUAUUUUAUGCAUGGAAAACUUAUUGGUGGAGAGGAAAUAAGUCAGUUGUAAUAUAUAUUUGUGCAUGUUAUGCUGUUCAGAAGGAGCAGUGAAUCAGCUUUAUAUGGUAGUAUAUUAUUAUAAAAGGUUGCAAUAUGUUUCUGAGAUUCAGUUGUGGUUAUGUCAUUAAAAUUAUAUCAGAAUAUAUA
Mytilus californianus (California mussel) is the source of this 7294-nucleotide messenger RNA. Its product is annotated as dual adapter for phosphotyrosine and 3-phosphotyrosine and 3-phosphoinositide-like. NCBI's taxonomy places the organism in Eukaryota, Metazoa, Mollusca, Bivalvia, Mytilida, Mytilidae. The record is from RefSeq and is a predicted model, not a curated record. The transcript has 11 exons. Bases 197 to 946 code for a protein of 249 amino acids.